UCCUUUCUGAUGUCCACAACGAGCGAGCUUACCUUCUGCCCAUGGCUCUCUCUAUCAGCAGUAGAUUUCAAAUGUCGACCUCUUUCUGGGAACUCGGAGCUCCCGUUAAUUCACGUCAGUGCCCCACGGGCCUCACCUCUCAGGAACGAUGAGAUUGUGUUCACAAGGCUCUGCCUUGUUCCGUGCUCUUUGGACUUCUCCGUCGUUUCCUUUCCAUCGAUAUGGAAUGCGCUCUGAGCAUACACGCUCGCCUCUUGUCUCGAGUUACGAUUACUGGAAGCUGGUUCAGGGCUGACAUACUCCCCUUCUAGAAUAGGAUGAAGCGAUUCAUGACUUUGAAGCUCGAAAUUGCGUUCGAGAGGAGAGGAGGUCACACUGUUGAGAGUUUUUUUUGGCCGUUAUGAGUCGAAUGGAGGUGUGAAGAUGAUUCUUCCGCCGAAUUUCUAUUCGGCCAAUGCGAUUCGAGACAAUUUGAACGAACAGAGUUUGAGGCUGUGGAGGCACAGAUUCGAGGGAAGUUAGGGGUUCAGGGUUUUGGGACACAGUCUUGCAAAGAGGUAGAAGCUUGAAGGCAUUCGCUGCUCCUUCUCUCAGUGCUCGGUGUCGUAUUCAUGGAGAAACGGGAGAAGAAGGCACGUAAGGUCUCGGUUCCUUACGAUCGUCCUCCUGCUGAGCGGCGCUCCACGAGAAGCAACACUCAGUCGAUGAAAUUGCGAGCUCAAGUGGAGCAAGUGCAAAGCGAGAAGGUGGUGGAGAAACCCUCAGAAUUCUCACUCGAGGUCCCUGAUCCCUGUGCCUGCACUGCUGCAGACCUAAUUCUGAAUCCGGAAUUCCGCUCCAGACGGAUGGAUCGGUCCCUCGAGGAGAAUCUCCUUGCUUUUCUCGAUACCAGCGGCAACGUAGACCCCGACGAAUCCCUGGAAGACAAGUUGGCGUUCCUUGAAGCCACGCACGCCAUGUGCGUCGUGCCAACGGUGGCGCACGUGCCAACGCCCAAAAUAUGCCAGGCCAUCUUGCGUUUCAUACAGGAUUGCCAUUCUGUGGGAUUGACAAUGCACAGCUUUCAGAUCUUGACGGACUUGGAAAGGAGGCACCCACGAGUCGCAAUCAGAGAAGAGAUGAGUUCGGAUUUGAGCCAUAAAUUGUUGGAGCUUGUGGUCAAUCCGAGGGUCUGGUCACCCGUGGAAGAAAGUUGUAUACAAAUGUCUGAACCUGACUGGCAGUUGGCCACUGUCUCUCCAGUCUCCUAUAAUCUGUUUGUUCUGGUGGAUACAAUAGCGAAAAGGUUACGGGGAUCGGAGAAGCCCGGGAGAAGGAAGCCCGCCUCGGAAUCUAUGCGGUGCAUUGGAAAGUCUGUCGUGGUACUAACUCAGUUUUUGAUGCUCCAGCAUUUGAUGAGCUUGAUACAAACCGACUUUCUUUGUCGGAUGAAGAUGUUCGACUCUUCCAGUGAAUGCAAGAAUUUCACUCCCGUGCAAGAGUCCUUCAUUUACAGACUUCUAUCUUCCUGCAGUCAACAGGAGAAAAAGUCCUUCUUGAUGAAUUUGAACACUAUCAUGGAUCCUACCGUACUCGGCGAGCAGGAGGAGGGAAGUGAGGAUUGCAAUUCCACAUUAUGUUGUACGAAGCCAUUCAACAAUCAGGCGACAUAUAUUGGAAAUAACCAAUACAGUACGACGGCAGCACUGCUGGGAACUCUAAGGGACUUUGCGCAGUUGGCUUCGAGCGUCCUGGUUCUGAUAAUGAAGGUCGAUCAUCUGAAUCACGAGUUCUGUGGCACCGGGGCAACAUCAACGCGGAGGAGCAGGUUCCUGUUUGACAAUCUUUUGGACAUAUGCUCGACAUCAAGGUCUCUCGAUGCCUACUUGAAAGCAGUUUCCGAACCGAAUGCGAAAUUGAGAUUUGUGGUGGACUAUUUCAUUAACUUGGCUCCCAAGCCGGUGGUAAAGCGCCUCGUUGAUUGUAAUCCGACGGAGUACAUGGAAAAUUUACUGUCCUGCUUUACUGAUCAGAAAAUUUUGAGGGCGGUGGUCAAGGUCUUUAAGGAGGAGGAAACCCUUCCCACUCUCCUUUCGCAUGCAUUCCAGGCAUUUCUCCUUCUGCACCGGCAGCAGGAAGAUAAUGCCACUGAACAGACCAAGGGCAAUCAUCAGGAGAGGCGGACUGCAAUUUGCAAGGCGAUGGCCAUCGCUAUGAAUAAUCUGCAGGCCAUUGAGCGACUGGAAAAAAUACUCCCAAUUGUGGAGCAGGCCUUGUUCGUCGCCGGCAGGAUAUCCUGCUCGUAGUUUCUUUCAAGAUCCGAUGUGCAGUUGAGACUUAGAAUGGCAGAUCCAGUUAUUGGGGUCUGCAUAUGUCGGGCUUUUGCUCAGACCAAUGCCAUACAGUUGUACGGGGCAUCGAACCAGGUCAUGGCCUGCCAGGCCACGACGUUCUUUCAAAAUCAUUGAAAUGGACUUGCGACUGAGGCUGGAGGUUUUGAGCAUUCAUUAUCUGUUCCGAACAGAUCGCACGAACGCUUUGAACAGAACUCAUCACUUACACGUAUUUAAGUUUAUGGGAGAUGACGUUUGGUGGAACGUGUAAGUUCCAAGUCUCAUUUGGGCCUAGGCUGGAUCAGUGGCGUAAUCGAACGAGAUGGAAAUCCUCUGACCUCUCCAGAAAACCACUCUUUGUGUCAAAUCAGAAAAUUGUCCUUGGACAUUGUGCGACGCGGAAAGAAGAAGGGUCGAAGUUUGUGCUCAUCUCGUUUUGGAUUCUCAUCUUGAUCGGCGAAAUGUACAGCUCCUUGUCCCACUGUUGUCUUGUGCCGCAACACAAAGCAAUGUAAGAAGGACGAAGAGACAUAAUCCCGUUUUGGGUUAAUUCAGACACGAGGACUGCGCAGCCUCGUUCACCUCUGACGUAACUUGUACCCAGCCUUCUGCUUUCACGAGUCUCGGCACUAGCUUCGCCAACGGCCACGGCAUGUAUUGGAUGCACAUGGCAUGACCUCAUUCCCGUGCAGUGGAAUGAGGACGCUCUGCUCUUUGUGGAGAAUCGGCUCAAUGCACAACAGCAGCAAGAAACACGAAAUGUAUUACUGUUUCUGAAACCUUCGUUAAACCCUAAACCCUGCCCCUGUCGGUUCUCGAUCAGGUUUCAUCUCUGUGUAACACGUGAACGUCUCGAAGGGAAUGUGAGAUGCACGCAAUGAAGAGCCUCAUGAAUCAUGAGAAACUCGAUUUCGAAGCAAAAGCCGGAGCAUGCCAGACAGACAGAAAGCGACUCCAUAUCCUUCGUCUUGAUGCACUGUGUCUCCAACCCCACCUAUCUAUAAUAACACCAGGCUCAGAACAAUUAUCAGCUCAAUACAACCUCCCAAAAUGAUCUCUCAUUGAUAGCAGAGGUUAGGGCCAUUGUUAUCCAGUAUGUGAAAGUGCGGUUGCAAUGAGACAAGAAUUAUAAUGCACCGCUAGUUUAGAGCCCAAUACUAUCAAACAAGCCUCUUUGUAUUUCAUGGUAUUUACAUGUCAAGUAGGGUGAAGACACAUCUGUCCCACACACGACAUACAUAUCUUCAGAUUUCG
Marchantia polymorpha subsp. ruderalis is the source of this 3566-nucleotide messenger RNA. The record is from the annotation of a GenBank genome assembly. NCBI's taxonomy places the organism in Eukaryota, Viridiplantae, Streptophyta, Marchantiopsida, Marchantiales, Marchantiaceae.